Messenger RNA from Cryphonectria parasitica EP155, 1050 nucleotides. Its product is annotated as CRAL/TRIO domain-containing protein. The transcript is spliced from 2 exons. NCBI's taxonomy places the organism in Eukaryota, Fungi, Ascomycota, Sordariomycetes, Diaporthales, Cryphonectriaceae. The record is from RefSeq and is a predicted model, not a curated record. The annotation marks the transcript as partial.
GGCACCAUCGAGUAUGGCUACCCGCAUGGGCACAUAGGGCACCUCACUCCAGAGGAGGAGGCUUCGUUUGCCGAGUUCAAGACCCUCUUGACCUCCAAGGGUUUGUACAAGCCCGGCCCGCCGCCGUCGCACGACGACACGGUGCUACUGCGGUUCCUGCGCGCCCGGCGCUGGGUUGUGGCCGACGCGCACAAGCAGUUCAAAGACACCGAGGACUGGCGCGCCGCCAUCCAGCUCGACGUGCUAUACGACACCAUCGACGUCGACGCGUACGAGCAGAGCCGCCGCCUGUACCCGCAGUGGACAGGGCGGCGCGACCGCCGCGGCAUCCCCAUCUACCUGUUCGAGAUCCGCCACCUCGACCCCAAGACCGUCAGCGCCUACGAGAAGUCCGUCGCCUCGACCUACUCGCGCGCCGCCCACGACGGCAAGACCCCCGCCAAGCUCAUCCGCCUCUUCGCCCUGUACGAGAACCUGACGCGCUUCGCCCAGCCCCUGUGCACCCAGCUCACCGACCGCGAGCACGCCCGCACCCCGAUCACCCUCAGCACCAACAUUGUCGAUGUCAGCGGCGUGAGCCUGAGGGGGUACUGGAACCUGAAGGGCCACAUGCAGGCUGCCAGCGAGCUGGCGACGGCGCACUACCCCGAGACGCUGGACAGGAUAUUUAUUAUCGGCGCGCCCAUCUUCUUCACCACCGUAUGGGGCUGGAUCAAGCGCUGGUUCGACCCCGUCACCGUCUCCAAGAUCUUCGUCCUCUCCCACUCCGAGGUCCUCCCCACCCUCACCUCCUUCAUCGACAUCGAGAACAUCCCCAAGCAGUACGGCGGCAAGCUCGACUUCAACUGGUGCGAGAUGCCCAACCUCGACCCCAAGAUCAAAGAGCUGGCCACCUGGGAGAACGGCUACACCGAGUUUCCCAAGGGCCCCGUCUACUGGGUGCCCAUCGACGGCGGCAAGAGGCUUGAGUGCAUCGCCAGGGGCAGCGUGAACAAGCAGCAGAGGAACGAGCGCGUCUGCACGAUACCAGCCGCCUUCGCAGACGGGGAG